AUGACCUCGAUCGAUAACGAUCCACUGUUUACGUCGUUGUGCAACGAAAAAACGCUCCAGUCGCAGAAGGAAGGUUUCUUCGGCGAGUUUUACCAGUCGGUGGCGGAAAACUUUACCGGCACAGGUGCCCACUGGCUGACGGACGUGUACCAGAAGGUGCCGACCGACCGGGAACGGUUGCGCCUGAUCUACGACGAUCCGGUCGUUGCGUAUGAGGUGCAGGGUACGCUCGAGCACGUAGAGCCCGUGUUCCGGGCGAAGGAUGCCAAGUUUUCCUGGCAGCGGCGCGAACAGGCGCUAAAGUUGCUCGGCGAGAACAAGCUGCAGCAGGCGCUCAUAAUGGCCUGCCAGGCGGUGAUGCGUGCCCCCGGCCAGGGUGUGGAUCGGUACAUUGACAAGGGUUUAACGCUGGCGCUUGCCCUGUGGACGCGGGCCGAGGUGUUCAUACGCCUGCUGGACGGUAAGCGCGCCCUGCAGGAUCUGCAGCUUGCCUCCAAAUGUGGACUGCCGGUGAAACAGAACGCGGACUAUUACGGCCGUGUUGCCAAGUGUUACGCGCUUUCGGGUGAGAAUGGGCGUGCCGAGGUGGCGGCCAAGUUGUUUCACCAGCUGUCCGGACACAACGAUUACGCCCUGACGCGUCUCAAGGAAGAUUUGGAGGAUUUGCGUGUGCUGAAGCAGGAGACACCGUCGGUUGAGGUGGAACGAACCAUACCCAAGCUGGCCGGGGAAGGUGAAAGCGACGAAAUUGCUGGUGCAUCUACCAAGAUUAAGCUGGCCGGUGGUAAGGAGGAUCCUCGCGGUCGUUACGUGGUCGCGGCGGCCGAUCUCGGUCCCGGUGAGGUUAUUCUUACCGAGCAGGCGUAUGCCGCCUGUCUCUAUCCGAAAUACUUUGGAACGCACUGUAACGCUUGCUUCUGCAGAUUGGUAGCACCCGUCGCUUGUCCGGAUUGUUGUGGUGUUGCGUUCUGCUCGGUAGCCUGCCGGGAUAAGGCCUGCGCCACGUAUCAUCGCUUCGAGUGCCAGUAUCUCGACCUAAUGAUCGGUUCCGGCAUGUCCAUCCUUUGCCACGUUGCCCUGCGCAUGGUCACGCAGGCUGGCACACCCCAGAAGGUGAUCGCCGAGGGGCAAAUGUUGCGCGACACGUUUUGCGCCCACACCGAGCACCGUGACCCGGAGGAUCACUUCAAGCGUACGCUCAUGACCGCAUUUCUGCUGCGUUGCCUGCAGAAAGCGGAAUUCUUCGGCCGCCGUACAACGGAAGCACCGGAACCGACCGAGCUGGAGCUGCAGGUGGGUACGGUGCUGCUUUCCGCCCUGCAAUCGUUACAGUUCAACGCCCACGAGGUGUACGAAACGCGCAUCACCGGCGAACAUCGGUUCGACACGGCAAAGGUGCAGUACAUCGGCGUCGGCAUUUAUCGCGGCGCCUCGAUGUUUAACCACGAAUGCUACCCGGGCGUAACGCGCUCGUUUCUCGGCACCUCGAUGAUACUGCACACGAGCCGCCCGAUACCGGCCGGCGCCAUUGUGCCGGAAAACUAUGGUCCACACUUUCUGCGCCAGCCGAAACCGACCCGGCAGCGGAAUCUGCGGUCGCGCUACUGGUUCAAAUGCGAUUGCCGCGCGUGCACCGAGGAUUGGCCGCUGAUGGAAAAGCUACCGGCCAGGCCACGGUUGCGCUGCACCACCGCGGAUUGUGGGAAUGCACUGGCCUACCCGGCCAAACCGGCGCAGCGUACGGUGAAGUGUGGCAGGUGCAAGAAGCAGAUCAACCUGGAGGCGAACGUGAAGAUGCUCGAGGCGAGCGACGAACUGUGCACUACCGGUGCGGAAAUGAUGGCGUCUCAUCAGUUGGAGGACGAGCGCGUGGACGAAGCGAUCGAACUGCUGAAGAAGGGCAUCACAUUGUUUGCGCAGGUGGCGGUACCACCGCACAAAACCGCACACGUUGCCGAGGAAUCAUUGCGAUCUUGCUUUGCGGACAAGGGUAACGCUAAUCGCUACUGA
Anopheles marshallii is the source of this 2010-nucleotide messenger RNA. It is a transcript of the gene Smyd4-2, whose product is annotated as SET and MYND domain-containing protein 4. NCBI's taxonomy places the organism in Eukaryota, Metazoa, Arthropoda, Insecta, Diptera, Culicidae. The record is from RefSeq and is a predicted model, not a curated record. The transcript has 5 exons. Gene Ontology annotation, molecular function: protein binding. The coding region runs from base 1 to 2010 and encodes 669 amino acids.